This is a messenger RNA of Corticium candelabrum, 1073 nucleotides long. RefSeq names its product hemicentin-1-like. The record is from RefSeq and is a predicted model, not a curated record. Lineage: Eukaryota; Metazoa; Porifera; Homoscleromorpha; Homosclerophorida; Plakinidae. The coding region runs from base 1 to 732 and encodes 243 amino acids. Gene Ontology annotation, molecular function: CD4 receptor binding; protein phosphatase binding; sialic acid binding. The transcript has 2 exons. Gene Ontology annotation, biological process: negative regulation of B cell receptor signaling pathway; B cell activation; regulation of B cell proliferation. Gene Ontology annotation, cellular component: early endosome; plasma membrane; extracellular exosome.
AUGUGGUUUCAAACGUUAAAUUUUGUAAAGAAAGUUGUGCUUGCAGACGUAAGAAGGCAGGCUGCUGGUGAGAUCAGCGUUGCUCCUCGCUACCUAACCUUGUCUGAAAAUAUCAAUCAAGUUCGUUUCCAGUGCUACUUGAAUGAACGGCCUGCACAAGAAGGACAAACGAUGUGGAUAAGAGACGGACGUCGUUUUCAUUGUGUAAAAUCAAAUAGAAUAUUUGCCUGUGGUAACAUUCUCAUUAUUCAACACGUCACCGUAAAAGAUUCUGGAUAUUACCGCUGCGUUUCGAGUAGCAACAAUCAAAGCUUCUAUGAAGUAUCAGUUGUAGUUCCAGCCUCAAUUAUUGAUUCUGAAGACGAAAUUGUUCGUGUUAAUGUUACUGCUUUGGAAAGCGUUCAACUAGAAUGUCAAGUACGUCAAGAUUCUUUUCCAAAAUCUGUUGUAAUAUUAUGGCAGUAUGGUGACUCUUACAUUGCUACUGGAAGCACUUUACAGCUCAAGGACAUCGACCAGAACAAAACAGGAGUGUACAAGUGCAGGGCGUCUAAUGGAUAUGGAACUCCGGCUAUAAAAUCUUUCUAUAUUGUUGAGCUUGAGACAACAAUGGCUGCAUCAGACGACAAAAUAGAUUUCACUAAUUCGACGAGUUGCCAGUCUUCGCUGUCACGCACAGAAGGUUUACUGUCUUACCUGCUUCCAUUAUUAAUGCUUUACUACGUAUUUUAGCUAAACUCUCCAUAUCGCGAAAGCCAUUUUGUGUAAAGGCCAAGUAACUACUCUCUGCAUGUGAUUUCUUUCUAGAGAAAACCAAAUAUAGCAUACCGAACAGCUGAAAGCAGUGAUUUCUGUAAUACAUAGUCUUAUGUUUUAUAACACAUAUAUACAUGUGUACUCGUAUAUACAUGCACACUUACACUUUUGAUCUACUUUUUUUAUUAAAUAUUAUAACAACUUAUCUCAACACAUUGCGCUCGCUCUAGAGGACAGAUUUCAGUUUGACGACAACUUGCGUAUAUCUCGACUUCUAUAGAUAAACAAGAAGGAGAACAAAGCUAAAGUCUUCGAUG